AUGCAAUCAUUUGAAGGCUUAAUCGGACCGCCGGAGUCGAAGCCAAUGAAUAUUGUGGGCUGUGGUGGCAAUGAGACCGGAAUCGGGGGUAUUCUCGUAUCGCCCAACUAUCCCGGUCCAUUUCCCCGAACAAUAGACUGCGUUUGGCUCAUAAGAGUGCAACAGAAUCAACACAUUUAUGUACGAAUGGUUGAGCUCCAGCUCUUCGGUAGUAUUGCCUAUUGCAAAGACGCUCAAUUAGCUAUAUAUGAUGGCUUCGAGAGUCUGGAGUUUGAUCCAAAGAAACCAAAGCAAUAUUGCGGUGAUCUUACAUACUAUAAGAACGUUGAAGACAAAGUCCUGAUGUCAACCAGUAAUCGAUUAUUAAUACGAUUCAAGAGUGAUAUAACGUCAUCGCAUUGGAGCGAUCAGGUCUCCAGAAAUCCCAUCACUGGAUUCAAACUCAUUUGGACGGCCGUAGAAUUUAAAUCCUCCGGUGAAUGCAAAGCCUUUACGUGUACUGGAAGUGAGUUUUGUAUGAAACCCCAGAAAUUUGGUCGCAAUUGUGAAGAAUACCACUCAUUCUGUAUCGAUAGUAGUCUUCAAUGCAAUGGAGUUCCCAAUUGUAGUGAACAAGACUUUACAGAUGAAGACAAAUGUAAUGUAUCCCUAUUUGUGGGCGCGAGUACUGGAAUAGGACUGACAAUAAUAGUGAUUGUGAUCUGCUUUUGCUGUUGUCGUCGGCGAAACAUUGAGACCAAUACGAGUCGCAAAGACGAGUCGGUAAUUGGUUUGAAUCGCGAGGAAUCGAGUCUGCAGUCGAGACACUCGGAGCUGUCAGAGCAAAGUGCUUACUAUGCAAUGCGUCCGAUCGGCGACUACUAUACGCCACAAACCGACGCUCAUGUGAUCAACUGUUCAGUUCACGGGCCCAGACAUGUGCCCGAAGUUUUGACACAAAAUCACUCCUCCGGACCGCACCAAAGAGUGGAUCUCAUAAAUAAACUCAAUUACAUUCCCACUGAUGUUUGACAUAGUUUUUUAAGACUCAAAAACCGAAUCAAACUAUAAAUAUAUAUUUGA
This is a messenger RNA of Medioppia subpectinata, 1062 nucleotides long. Lineage: Eukaryota; Metazoa; Arthropoda; Arachnida; Sarcoptiformes; Oppiidae. The record is from the annotation of a GenBank genome assembly.